Molecule: messenger RNA, 7501 nt
Organism: Cheilinus undulatus (humphead wrasse)
Lineage: Eukaryota; Metazoa; Chordata; Actinopteri; Labriformes; Labridae
Gene: rab44
Product: RAB44, member RAS oncogene family
Exons: 9
Coding region: 35-5083 (1682 amino acids)
Molecular function (GO): GTPase activity; GTP binding
Source: RefSeq, a predicted model, not a curated record
CAAUGAUGAAGCCUUCGAUGUAAAAGCAACAGAAAUGUCAAGUUCUGAUUUACUAUCUGGACACCCAAAAGACCAAGUAAGUGACCUGUGCCAGCCUGAGUUGAAUGUGGAAAGCACUGAUUUGGUAACUAUGCAAGACAAUCCAAAUCCAGAUGGUAAUGUGUUCAGCAAUCAGGAGAAGGUCCUGUUUGAAGAUGAGGACAGUAAAUCUGUAAAAACACAACAAUCAGAAAUGAUCUCUAACUUGGAAGACUCAGCUAUGGAAUACAGAGAAAGUACCAGGGUCAGGGAGGAACUGGAAACAUCACAGAUGCAACUAGAAACAGAGACAGUAGGUCAAGAAGAACUCAGUCAACAGACUGACUAUGAUGUCAGCAUCCCUGUACCACAUGAUGGCACUUCAAAUCUUGCCAUUACACAUUCUGGGCUUCAAAACCCCACACCAGCAAACUAUCCCGAGAAGAACCUGGAAAGCCCAAUUCCUGAAAGUGAAAAUCUCCAAGAUCAUGGAGUAAAUGAGGGAGAAUUAAGAGUGGAGGAGUGUAAUGAAUCAAUGUUAGUGCCUCUUGAAGGAAUGGACACAUCUGGCACUUUUCAGGAUGAAGACACCAGAGGUGCUUAUCAUUCAGAGGAUGCUUUUCAUGACCAGGAUGUGACACUACCAGCCCAAACGCAAGAAAAGCAUGAACUUGACAGUGCUGGCCAAAGUGUGAAACAGAGUCCUAACAUAAGCAAAGAAAUGGUUUUGUCAAACCUGAUAGAGGAAGCUGAAGUGAGUGACAUUAACCAACCUGAGUUGACUAUAAAGAGUUCCUUUGAUCGUCCAAGUAAGCAGGAAGACUUCCCUCUUUAUGACAGGCUCGAAGAUCAUCCAGCAAAAUCUACCAUCUCUGAGGCCUUUGAGCAAGCAAAUGAUGAUCAUCAUCCUGGGGAAAAUGUUACUGAAACCCACGAAGAUGAGGUAAAGCCAACACAAAUGCCAGAAGAAGAUGAAAAUAUCUGGUCCACAGUUAAGGAGGGUGAUUCUUCAGUGCAAGCCCUGCAAGCUGAAAUUAAUGUUCCUUCAGACUCUGAAUCCCAGCACAUGAACCCCAAUGGGAACCCCAUUAGGAACAGGAGAAAACUGGGAUCAAGUCGUAGAAGUAAAAGACAACAGCAUGUCGAGAACAUUGUUACUGAAACUUUACAUGAGCCAAAAGAAGAAUGUGUUCAAAAGAGGAGCAAUGAUGAAGCCUUCGAUGUAAAAGCAACAGAAAUGUCAAGUUCUGAUUUACUAUCUGGACACCCAAAAGACCAAGUAAGUGACCUGUGCCAGCCUGAGUUGAAUGUGGAAAGCACUGAUUUGGUAACUAUGCAAGACAAUCCAAAUCCAGAUGGUAAUGUGUUCAGCAAUCAGGAGAAGGUCCUGUUUGAAGAUGAGGACAGUAAAUCUGUAAAAACACAACAAUCAGAAAUGAUCUCUAACUUGGAAGACUCAGCUAUUGACUACAGAGAAAGUACCAGGGGCAGGGAGGAACUGGAAACAUCACAAAUGCAACUAGGAACAGAGACAGUAGGUCAAGAAGAACUCAGUCAACAGACUGACUAUGAUGUCAGCAUCCCUGUACCACAUGAUGGCACUUCAAAUCUUGCCAUUACACAUUCUGGGCUUCAAAACCCCACACCAGCAAACUAUCCCGAGAAGAACCUGGAAAGCCCAAUUCCUGAAAGUGAAAAUCUCCAAGAUCAUGGAGUAAAUGAGGGAGAAUUAAGAGUGGAGGAGUGUAAUGAAUCAAUGUUAGUGCCUCUUGAAGGAAUGGACACAUCUGGCACUUUUCAGGAUGAAGACACCAGAGGUGCUUAUCAUUCAGAGGAUGCUUUUCAUGACCAGGAUGUGACACUACCAGCCCAAACGCAAGAAAAGCAUGAACUUGACAGUGCUGGCCAAAGUGUGAAACAGAGUCCUAACAUAAGCAAAGAAAUGGUUUUGUCAAACCUGAUAGAGGAAGCUGAAGUGAGUGACAUUAACCAACCUGAGUUGACUAUAAAGAGUUCCUUUGAUCGUCCAAGUAAGCAGGAAGACUUCCCUCUUUAUGACAGGCUCGAAGAUCAUCCAGCAAAAUCUACCAUCUCUGAGGCCUUUGAGCAAGCAAAUGAUGAUCAUCAUCCUGGGGAAAAUGUUACUGAAACCCACGAAGAUGAGGUAAAGCCAACACAAAUGCCAGAAGAAGAUGAAAAUAUCUGGUCCACAGUUAAGGAGGGUGAUUCUUCAGUGCAAGCCCUGCAAGCUGAAAUUAAUGUUCCUUCAGACUCUGAAUCCCAGCACAUGAACCCCAAUGGGAACCCUAUUAGGAACAGGAGAAAACUGGGAUCAAGUCGUAGAAGUAAAAGACAACAGCAUGUCGAGAACAUUGUUACUGAAACUUUACAUGAGUCAAAAGAAGAAUGUGUUCAAAAGAGGAGCAAUGAUGAAGCACUCAACAUAAAAGCAACAGAAAUUUCAUCAGCAAUAGAUAAAAAGAAGGAAGGCGAACCAGAAGAAGACUUCAAACUCAACCCCCCCAUUAAAGUAAGAAAUGACAACGGCAACACAGGCCUGGUUUUGUCACAAAAUGUAAAAGAUGAUAAUGUGGGACAAAAGGAAGGAUAUAAUGACCUUGAUAAUUUAAGUCAGCUUACAGAAUUGGUACAAUCACCAGCCCUGAAAGAUUAUUUAGACACUGAGAAUAUUCCUUGUCAUGAUGAUAUCGAUUUCAUCAGGCCAUUCUCUUCUGAUCCUUUUGAGCAAGAAGAUGACUAUCACAUCCAAAACAAGGAACCAUCACCUUAUGACAAAGACAAAAUAAUAAUUACACAACAGACCAAUGAUACAGUAGAAACAGUGGGACAUGUUAUGUUCGACGACUAUAAAACAGAAGCAGACACCGAGGUGGAUGUUCCGGUUUCGGGGAACGAAGAAGUUGAAAAUUUUAAAGAUUUGGUAAAGAGAGACCAAGACACAGAGAAUAUUAUGGCUUUACGGGAGAUCACUGCAUCACCCCAGUCUGGAUUGUUUUCUACUACACACAAGACUGAGUCUUUGGCUCCACUGGACACCAAUCCUGUGGUAAACCUCAAAGCAGAGCAGGCUGUGGAUGUGGCUGAGGAAAAUGGAAGUGAAAAUUUACAAGAAAAAUCCAAACAGAAGAAAAGAAAGUUUGGCUCUAAUCGGAGGAUUCUAUUCAAGGGGAAUCUGGAAAGAGUGCAGGAAAGCAAAGAUGAAACCAAAAAGAGGGAAUUUGAUGCUGAAGCUGAUUUAAGAAGUCUUGAAAAAAUGAAAGUAAUGGAAGACAUUCCCAGGCUUGUCAGUGCUGAGGUCGAAAAACAACUGGAAACUCAGGAAACCAUCAGUCAUCUUGACUUGGGGCAAAUUCUACAAGGCAGUACCUGUGACCCACAAAGUUUGGAGAAUGAUAUUAUCUCAGACAAAAAUCUGGCAACUGAGAACUCAGCAAACUCUAAUAUGACAGGAGAGAACUCUGUGCCUUUAGAUGAGACCACUUUGUGUUCACAAAGUACUGCAGAAAGGCCAGAGAGUGCCAUAGUAUUACAACACCAAGCUCUGAAAUCAGCCACAGAGCUGGUUGUGGCUGGGACAGAUUUGGAAAUAGUGACAACUGAAGUGAACAAAGGUGGAGAAGAGCAAAACAACACAGAGUCUAGCAUACAGGAGUCAAACAAGGUGGAUGAAGAAGUUCACAAUACAAAUCUUGAGAUGAAGAACGCUAGCCCAAAUUUGACUCAUCGCAGAAGAAAAAUGGGAUCCACUCGUAAGAAUCUGAAGUCAAAAACCAAAGAGGAUGGCUUGCAUCAAAAGCAGGAGAUAGAUAACGAGGCAACAGAGGCCACGACAAAUGCUGAGGAUGUAAAGACAGAUUACUUUUCAGGCAACAAAGAAGAGGAUUCGGAACCCAAAGUAGAACAUGGGGAUGAUGACUCUGAACAAAAGAAAGCCAUAGUAUUGGAACAAGCCGAGUUCAGCCACAUUAGUGAUUCUCACCUCACACCAACAGCUCUUGGGACAUCUGAAGACAAUCUUGAGCCUAAUAGCAAAAUAGAGCAUCAACUAACUCCAGAUUAUCUCCCUGCAAAACAAUCCACCACCCCUGAACUGGAUGCAAUGCCAGAAGCAACAUCUUCUGGUAGAAGAAGAAAAUUUGGAUCUAACCGUAAGACACGUGGACAACAGAGCAAUAAAAACCAAACUGUAAGAGAAGAGAAAAUAAUAGAGACUGAAAGUGGGAGCGAUGGUGAAGGUGUCACCGAUGAAAGUGCUGUCAAGACAAAUGAGAAGAAGACAUCUGAGGUUGAAAAUACUAAAGAGGAAGCAUCACCAGGCAUCAGCACCUUGAAAGGAGGAGACAACUCAGCACCAAAGAGUGAGAAGAAAUCCCAACAAGUGACUCGAGUUCAACAACCCUCUGCUGGAAUCCACCAGAGUCAGGAAGGUCAAAAAACGUUCUCCCUGGUCAACUCUAAAGAAGCAGUCAACAGAUCAAAUUCUUACAAUGUGGUGAUGGUCGGCGACAGCUGUGUGGGUAAAACCGCCUUCAUGAAAAGAGCUGUAGUUGGAAAGUUUUCUACAGACUUACCUGCUUCUUGUGGGAUUGAUACAUGCCUGGGGACUGUGGUGGUGGAUGGAAAAGUUGUGAUGCUGCAGUUGUGGGACACAGCAGGGCAAGAAAGGUUUCAAAGCAUCACAAGACAAAUUUUCCACAGAGCCCAGGCCUUUCUCCUUAUGUAUGACAUCACUUCCUCUCACAGUUUUUCUGCAGUCAGCUACUGGGCCAGCUGUAUUCAGGACGGGGCUGCAGAGGAUGUUACUGUUUUACUCCUUGGGAAUAAAAGCGACCUCACUGAUCGUCAGGUCACAUUUCAGGAGGGAGAAACUCUUGCUAAGGAGCACAACUUUUACUUCAUGGAGUGCAGCGCUGCCACAGGAGAAAAUGUGAUUCAGUCUUUGGAAAGUGUGGCCAGGAUGUUGAGUCAAAAAGCUGACACAAGAGAGGAAACCACCGUGUUGUUGAAAGAGCCACAAAAGAAGAAAUCAUCAAGAUGUUGCUGAGCAGCUGGACUGACUUUCAAAAAGUUUGUACAUCACAACUAUGACAGCUACUUAAAACACUUUUGUUUGCUUUUAUCUAUCAAUAAGGUUAUUCAUUUACACAACUGAGAAAGUCUGAAAAAAGACUGAAAGAAUGUUUUCUAAAUGCAUGGUAUGUCAUACCAUCUUUAUGCAGAUGACACACAAAUAUACCUGCCUUUAAGACGAAAUGAUGACAGUUCUAUAAAACGUCUGCUGGACUGUCUGAAGAACUUGACCUGGACCCUUGCUAACUUUCUUUAAACCCUCACUUACUAAUAAAGAUUGACAGUGAUUUUAUGGUGGAUACAUUCUGUUGUUAAAUCCAGUUUUUAUCGUCUGAGGCUUUUAUGCAGUAUCAAAUUGGUUUUAUCUCUGCAAGAAUCUGAGUGAGGGAUUUGUGCUUUUAUAUAUACUCAUUUAGACUACUUUAGUGCACUUUAUAUUGGAGUUAAUCAGCUCUCCCUUGCAUGCUUACAGUUUGUCCAAAAUGUAGCUGCUCUAUUUUUAACAGGUAUGUGAUAAAAUAAACAUAUCGCCUCCACCCUGACCUCCCUCCAUUUUCCCCCAGUUUUUUAGACUCAAUUUUAACUUUAUCAUUUUUACAUCUUUAAAUUGAUCAGCACCAAGUAGACUUCUUGUGGUCUCUGUGGUCUGCUGAUCAGCUUCCUCUCAUCUUCCUUAAGAUUAGAUCAAAAACCUGAGAUGAUGAAUUAUUUUCUGUGGUGCCUCUUAAACUAUGGAAUAAACUACCUCCUAAAAGAGUCCGCCUGUGUAAAAAUAAACUCAUUAGAAAAUUAUUUAGAAAGGCACACACCUCUCUAUAUAAGGCCUCACAGCUGACAAUGCAUAUCAAAGCUUACUGAGGCCCCCUCUCCCCAGAUUGCUCAGGUGACCAGCUCUUAGAAGAGUCUUGGUUGAGCCAGACUUCUUCCAUUUGAAAAUUAUGAAGGUCACUGCACUCUUGGGAACCUUCAUUAAAGCAGGAUUUUUUGUAGCCUUCCCAAGAUCCGUGCCUUCAACAAUCCUGUCCCUAAAGUCUGCAGGCAGUUCCUUUGACCUCAUGGCUUGGUUUUUGCUCUGAUAUGCAUAGCUGUGAGGCCUUCUAUAGAGGUGUAUGCCUUUCUAAAUCAUGUCUAAUCAUUUAAUUAACCACAGGUGAAUUCCAAUCAAGGUGUAGAAACAUCUCAGCAAAGAUUUAGAGAAAUGGGAGAAACCUGACCUAAAUUUCAAGUGUUUUUGCAAAGGUUUGAAAACUCAUGUCAAUGUGGUAUUCAGUUUUCUAUUCUAAAUUUGCAAACAUUUUUAAAAUCUGUUUUCACUUUGUCAUUGUGGUGUACUGAGUGUAGAUCAAUGAGUAUAAAAAUGAAUUUGAUCGACUAUAGCAUCAGGCUGCAACAUAACAAAAGUGAAGAGGGUGAGAAUACCUAAUAAAUGCUCUGCAUCUGUGUUCUAGUCACUGUGCAGCAAUUUGGUAAAUGUCUGUUUUAAAGCAGGCUUUAUAAGUUAAGUGGAUUGGACACUGGCAUACAAUACAAUAGGCAUACACCUAUUUUGUCAAUGUACAUAAGCAAAAAAAUCUCUAAUAAAUAUUUAAUGAUACUGUAAAGUUGCUGCAUAAUUACUUUCAAGGCUGCAGUGAACAGAUGGAAUUAUUUAAGGCAAUGCUUCUUAAAUUAUGCAUGUUAUUUUAAAUGCUUUUGUUUGAAUAUUCAGCUUUUUUUCUAGCGUAUCAUACCUGUCUCUUCUCUGAGAAACAAACCCAUUAAAUCAGUAUUUUUGGUUCUUGUUCCUGGUAUAGGAGAAUUAAUUUACUAAUGAAUCUCCCCCAGAGAUAUCUUAGUUCAGAAAAGUUUCUCAGAUAUGGUUGAAAAAGUAAACAGCUUAAAUAAAGAGUCUUUUUUAGUAAAGACUCUUUGUAUUUUCAUAUACCAAGUGUUUUAUUUUUAUUCCUGCUACAUUCUGAAGUGUAAACAACAUAAAAUUAUCAAGGAUGUAAUAAAAUCUAAGAUUCAAAACAAUUAAAUGUAUUUUUUGGACUUAAUCUAAUUUUUUAUGUCCUGCUUGUGCAAUAUCCCUGAUGAAAACAGCAACAUUUUAUGACUUUAGCUGUUUAUUACACAAAGUUCUGCCAUUUUUAAGUAGAUAAUUAUGUUUUAUGUCCCUCAUCUGUUAUAAAUGUUUGUAACACAUACUGUUCUCAUUUGCCUAACAGCUGCAAGACUGAAAAAAUAACCAUAAAUUAAGUUAAAGCUCUUAAAGAGAAAGCGCUAGCAAAAUAAUGGUCAAGCGUUAAGUACCAGUACAGAUUAACCUAAUUAUUUAAUCAGUUUUCUUUUUUUCUUUAUGACCUGUGUUGCUAAAUGUUUUAUAUCCUGUUUCCAGCUUAAUAAACCUGCU